Molecule: messenger RNA, 1595 nt
Organism: Paramacrobiotus metropolitanus
Lineage: Eukaryota; Metazoa; Tardigrada; Eutardigrada; Parachela; Macrobiotidae
Product: 5-hydroxytryptamine receptor 4-like
Exons: 1
Coding region: 28-1509 (493 amino acids)
Biological process (GO): neuropeptide signaling pathway
Cellular component (GO): membrane
Molecular function (GO): neuropeptide receptor activity
Source: RefSeq, a predicted model, not a curated record
UCCUUCAUCUAUUGUGACAGCUGCAACAUGUUCAACACAUCGUACACCGGCACUCCCGGGUGCGAUGUGGAGUGGAUUGUGGAAACAACGGCAUUGUGCGGCAUCUGGCUGAGUGGUCGAAUGGUGUUGAACGUUAUUUCCGGCGUUGUUUUCUACCGCAAAUCUCGCGGUACCAGCGGGUAUCGUUUUCUAAGGAGCCUGACCUUUUGCAAUUUACUCCUGAUGAUCGGCGUGAUUCCCAUCAGUGUGUAUAUAAAGUUCACCGCCCCGGCUAAUCUAACGCGUAUCCAUUUCACCGGCUUAUUUUGCCAGCUCGUGGCGCUGGGAUUUCAUGCAGCUGUCGGCAUAAUUAUGCUCACCGUGCUCUUGAUCGGUCUGGAUAGAUUUUUAGCAUGUGUUGGUAAUCCAUUACACCAUAGUCGCAGGAUGAGCUACACGCGAUCAUUAUGCUUAAUAUCGGCAUCAUGGUGUCUGCCGGUGGCCGUUCUCAUGCCGCUGGCCUGGCAGGAUACGCAUAUAUUUUUCCUGCACAAUGGCUACUGUGACAUUAAUUGGUCCGGGACCGGCACAGCGCAGUUAGUGGCCUGCGUCUACGCCGCGCUGACGUUUGUCCUGCCGUUUAUUGCCCUGGCCGCCAUCUACAUCAAGGUGUUCAUUUCCGCCAAGAACGCCGCCUCGACAACCCGGAAGAAUUUUGUUUACGAAUUUCAGAAUCAUCUGGGCAUCCGGCGGAGCAUUACGGUGGAAUUGGCUAAGAGUCGCAGCGGCGGCGACACCCGGCUCUCGUCGGGCGCGACGGCCGAACGGCACAGUUUCUACUCAUCACUGCAAGCCUUCUUAACUGGUCAUGACAACCGGAAAACCGUACAGAUUGUCAUAUGGAUCCUGCUGUCCGUAUUAAUCUGCGCAUUCCCGGUCUAUCUGCUGAUGAUUAGUCGGGCCUUCUCGCUGGCACGCUUCGAUCAUAACGACAAAUAUCAACGUUUAGUCUUCUUUCUCUUCUUUGUCGCCUCCACGAUCUGCAAUCCGUUCCUGUACAUUUUCAGUAAUUCCAGUCUGCGGCGGGAUGUCAGGAGAUUAUUCAUGGGCAAGGCCGAGAUUCGACGGCAGUGCAGUCUGCAGAUUAACAACGGCAGCUUCCGGUCGCAGACACUGCUGCAGGUGCAGCCGCCGCAUGCGCUACAGCAGCAGCAGCGGUCUGACUCCAGGUGUAUCUCCACACGACCCUCUCUCUGCAUGGAGAUUGCCAGUGGUACACCCACGUCCGCCGCCGCCGCGUCGCUGGCCGCAUCCGCAUGCAACCACCAUCCGGCGCCGGCCGGUAAGCAAUUAUCCAUAAAUCUCCUGCCUAAUGAAAAGGAGGAUACCCGAUUAUUAAUGCCUAAUCACUCCGCUAAUAGUCUAAUGGGCAAAUCAUCUUCCAGCCGCAGUCUUAGUCGGAAAAGUGUGCCAUUUAUGGAGGAGGAUAACCCGUAUGUUGGCCGUGUCGCCGCGGCGGCUCGUGAUUAAUGGAUGCCGUUCCAAUCUCUUAACACUUGCGCAUUUGCAAAUUAGUUCGCCGAAGAAGGGUGAACCGAUCUGGGAUAAAUAGCGUU